Molecule: messenger RNA, 1831 nt
Organism: Nymphaea colorata (pocket water lily)
Lineage: Eukaryota; Viridiplantae; Streptophyta; Magnoliopsida; Nymphaeales; Nymphaeaceae
Exons: 6
Coding region: 117-1643 (508 amino acids)
Biological process (GO): L-tryptophan biosynthetic process
Molecular function (GO): L-serine hydro-lyase (adding indole, L-tryptophan-forming) activity; tryptophan synthase activity; pyridoxal phosphate binding
Source: RefSeq, a predicted model, not a curated record
UCAAUCAUUCAGAUGCAUCCUUCUUCUCCCUUUGCCUGUUUUUCUUUCCAAUUCUUGGGUUCAUCCUCGGACCUCGACUUGUUAACUGUGAACAAAUUCAUCUUUACAGUUUUUACAUGGCAGCUCCGCUUCUUCCUUCUUCAACCCCCUGGUCUCAACAUGAAUGCAGCCUUCAUCGCUUCUUCUAUGGUGAACAGUUGUUUCCCAGUCCUGCUUCAAAACAUAAGCUGCUAAUCCAGAAGGCUGGUGGCAAAGUUUCUCAAGUUAGGGCAAUAUUGAGCUCCAGCACAAAGCUGCAGGCAGUUCAAAUUCCCACGCAAUGGUACAAUCUUGUUGCAGAUCUUCCAAAAAAGCCUCCACCAGCUUUGCAUCCGAAGACGCAUAAGCCAGUCAAAUUUGAAGACUUGUCCCCUCUUUUUCCUGAUGAGUUGAUCAUGCAAGAGGUCACUGAGGAAAAAUUCAUUGAUAUUCCUGACGAAGUGAUUGAUGUCUACCGGCUUUGGAGGCCAACACCCCUUCUUAGAGCCAAGAGACUUGAAAAGCUACUUGGAACUCCUGCAAGGAUAUAUUACAAAUAUGAAGGUGUGAGCCCGGCUGGUUCGCACAAGCCCAACACAGCUGUCCCACAAGCUUGGUAUAAUGCACAACAAGGUGUAAAAAAUGUUGUGACAGAAACUGGUGCCGGCCAAUGGGGUAGCUCGCUGGCUUUUGCUAGCAGUUUGUUUGGUCUGAACUGUGAAGUAUGGCAAGUACGUGCUUCCUAUGAUCAGAAACCAUACCGCAGAUUGAUGAUGCAGACAUGGGGAGCCAAAGUACACCCAUCUCCUUCUAAUUUGACACAUUCAGGGCGGGAAAUCCUCAAGACAAACCCAACAAGCCCAGGAAGUCUAGGAAUAGCAAUUUCUGAAGCUGUAGAGAUUGCAGCAUCAAAUCCAGAUACAAAAUAUUGCUUAGGAAGUGUUCUUAAUCACGUGCUUCUUCAUCAAACCAUUAUUGGUGAGGAAUGUUUAGAACAGAUGGGUGCUUUGGGAGAGAUACCCGAUAUUAUAAUUGGUUGUACAGGUGGAGGAUCCAACUUUGCAGGCCUCAUAUUUCCAUUCAUUAGAGAGAAACUUAAUGGUAGAAUGGAUCCUGUAAUAAAAGCUGUUGAACCCACGGCAUGCCCUUCACUCACGAAAGGGAUAUAUGCAUAUGACUAUGGAGACACUGCUGGAUUAACUCCCUUAAUGAAGAUGCAUACCCUUGGCCACAAUUUCAUUCCAGACCCUAUUCAUGCAGGCGGCCUAAGAUACCAUGGUAUGGCACCACUUAUUUCACAUGUCUAUGAGUUGGGUUUUAUGGAAGCAGUGGCAAUUCCUCAAACAGAGUGUUUUGAAGCUGCCAUAAAAUUUGCACGGACAGAAGGUCUGAUACCAGCUCCUGAACCUACUCAUGCCAUUGCUGCUGUGAUAAGAGAAGCCCUGAAUUGUAGGGAAACCGGAGAAUCGAAAGUUUUACUCAUGGCAAUGUGUGGGCAUGGACAUUUUGACCUCACUUCUUAUGAGAAAUAUUUGCAAGGAAAAAUGGUUGAUCUUUCAUAUGAUGAUGAUAAGGUGCAAACUUCAUUAUUGGCCAUCCCUAAAGUUGCAGUUGAAAUUAAGUGAUCGGGCUUCGCAAGCAUCCAGGAUUUGCUUUCAUCGCUUUUUCCGGACCUGACAGUUCUGCUUUUGUUGUAAAAAUAUCCUCAACUUCCAAAAUUUAUAGCAAUAUCAUCGUUUCUUUUCCUUUUCCAAUAGGCAGUAAAUAAGAAGAUUGUUUGCGAAAGCAGAUUUUGCUGCUCAUUUUUAUGGAA